Aspergillus homomorphus CBS 101889 is the source of this 903-nucleotide messenger RNA. Its product is annotated as NAD(P)-binding protein. Lineage: Eukaryota; Fungi; Ascomycota; Eurotiomycetes; Eurotiales; Aspergillaceae. Bases 1 to 903 code for a protein of 300 amino acids. The record is from RefSeq and is a predicted model, not a curated record. The transcript has 2 exons.
AUGACUGCCAUCCUGGUCACCGGCGCCACCGGCAAACAGGGCGGAUCGGUAGUCCGGAAUCUUCUGGCUCAAAAUGCUCCCUUCGACAUCCUCGCAGUCACUCGUAAUGCACAGUCCUCGUCAGCCCAGAAGCUGGCGCAGCAAUCACCCAAGAUCAAGUUGCUAGAGGGUAACCUCGACAAUCCGGAGGCUCUAUUCCGCGCUGCCAAGAGCGCGAUCUCCACGCCAAUCUGGGGCGUGUUCAGUGUCCAGGCUGCCGAUCCGCGCAACGACUCCGAGCGCCGACAGGGUCUAGCUCUGGUCGACGAAUCCAUCAAACAAGACGUCAAAUUUUUCGUCUACAGCUCGGUCGACCGCGGUGGGGAAGCGUCCAUUGACAAUCCCACCGAAGUCCCGCAUUUCAUCUAUAAGCACGAGAUUGAGAAGCACCUCAUCGCCGCAUCCAAGGGAACGGGGAUGGAGUGGGCCGUGCUGCGACCCACGGCAUUUUUCGAGAACCUGACCCCGGAUUACUUCGGGCGUGUCUUCGCGACUGCCUGGCACAUGGCGCUGAAGGGAAAGCCGCUCCAGCUGAUCGCUACCAGCGAUAUCGGCUUCUUCGCUGCGCAUGCGUUCUUGCACCCGGAAGAGUCUCGAGGGAAGUUUUUCUCGCUGGCGGGAGACGAGCUAACGUACGAUCAAAUGGCGACUAUCUUCAAGCAAAAGACAGGGAAAGACGUCCCGACCACUUACAGACUCCCCGUGCGGUUGAUGAUGAUGGCCGUGAAAGAGCUGGGAGUCAUGUUCAAAUGGUUCUAUGAACAGGGCUAUGGGGCAGAUAUCGAGGCGUUGAGAAAGAUCAGUCCAGUGCUGAAAGACUUUGGCACAUGGGUGGAGACGGAGAGUGGGUUCAGAAAGCGUUGA